CCAGCUUUGAGCUCUGAGCUGCCUCCUCUGCUCUCCAGGACAUGGCAGCCCCCAUGACCAUGGCAACCGGCCUCCUGCUCAUGGUCCUGUGCACCUACUGCAUUGUCCUUACAGGCCCCAUGAUCAUCCCCUCUUCCUGCUGCUUAGCCUUCAUUUCCAAGAGAAUUCCUGAGAGACGAGUGAUAAACUACCAGCUGUCCAACAGGAGUGUCUGCCCCAAGGCAGGAGUGAUCUUCACCACCAGGAAGGGCCAGAGGUUCUGUGGCAACCCCAAGUUGCUGUGGGUCCAGAGGUACAUGAAGAACUUGGAUGCCAAGCAGAAGAAAGCCUCCAGUAGGACCAGAGUGAUGGGUGCCAAAGUCGCUGUCCAGAGGCACCCUGCCAACAGCACCUUCAUCUAACCCCUGCCCGGCCCCCAGCCCUGAGCUUGGGCCUGGGUCUCACCUCCUAAAAGGCUGCUUGGGGCCUGGUGAGCCAGCGGUGAUAGGCAAAGGGCUAAUGGUCCUGUUUCCUAGCAUCAUUCUCAGGGGAUGUGUCUAGUCUAUUAAAAGAACCCAAGGCAGGGGAGGCCUGCUCCUGGGGGCUGAAUGAGGGCUCCAAGCAUCCCGGGCCUCUUGCCUUUCCUGAGCUGGGAGAGAAGGUCCCGGAGGAGGGCCAUGGCGGUCCUUUGUCCUCCCCCUGAGCUGGGGCGGGCACUUCCCUGACUUCUGGGUUCCGUCAGAGCCCAAGUGCAUGAGUCCUACCCUGCAGACAGACUCUGCUUGUACCUUAGCCUGCAGCCGUCUUCUACGGGCCCUCUGGUCUUGCAGUGGGGCCUACGGGCUGUCUGUCUAUCUGUCUGGGGAUGGGUGACCUCUCAACACCCAUAGCUCUCCAUUACAGUGGGGAUGCUCCUGGCCUGUCCCACUUGCAGCCUCCCAGGUGAAUAAAAACCCAACAAAAGCAUA
Molecule: messenger RNA, 947 nt
Organism: Lagenorhynchus albirostris (white-beaked dolphin)
Lineage: Eukaryota; Metazoa; Chordata; Mammalia; Artiodactyla; Delphinidae
Gene: CCL24
Product: C-C motif chemokine ligand 24
Exons: 3
Coding region: 42-401 (119 amino acids)
Biological process (GO): monocyte chemotaxis; chemokine-mediated signaling pathway; cellular response to interleukin-1
Cellular component (GO): extracellular region
Molecular function (GO): CCR chemokine receptor binding; chemokine activity
Source: RefSeq, a predicted model, not a curated record